UCCACUAGUCGUCACGUGAUGCGAGCUAAGAGUGUAGAGUGCACGGUACGUGUGGACAACCAUGAUGGACGCAACGGAUAGUCAAGAUAUGCUGGAUGAUGAGAAGCCACGAACAUCUACCGUCGACCUUUCCACAGAUUCUACGCUUGUAGUUGAUAUUUCAGAUGCUCUUAGUGAGAGGGAUCGUGUUAAAUUCACUGUACAUACGAAGACUACUCUACCUGAUUUCAAAGAGAGUGAGUUCAGCGUUGUAAGAGAGCACGAAGAAUUUGUCUGGCUGCACGAUCGCCUUGUGGAUAAUGAUGAAUAUGCGGGCAUAAUUAUCCCACCAGCACCACCCAAGCCAGAUUUUGAUGUUUCUCGUGAAAAACUUCAGAAGUUAGGAGAAGGUGAAAACACCAUGACGAAAGAAGAAUUCCAGAAAAUGAAGCAGGAACUUGAGGCUGAGUACCUAGCAACAUUCAAGAAGACUGUUGCCAUGCAUGAAGUUUUUCUAACCCGAAUUGCUUCACAUCCAAGUUUGAGAAAAGACAGUAAUUUCAAAGUGUUCCUUGAGUAUAAAGGAGAGUUGAAUGUACGUGGUAAGAACAAGAAAGAAAAGUUGGGUGGACUUUUUAAAGGUUUGGCUAAAGGUGUUGAUGAAGCACUACUGUCAAGUCAAAAGGAUGUUGAUGAAUUUUUUGAAAGUGAAAAGAAAUUUCUUGUUGAAUACCACAACAAACUAAAAGACUCUACACGUAAAGGAGAUCACAUGACAAGAUGCCACAAGAAUUGUGCCGACACAUUCAUAAAGAUUUCUUCUGGUGUAGCGGCUAUGGGAACCAGUGAAUAUGCAGGUCUUGAUAAGUUCUUAAACAAGUCAGGAGACUACUUUGAAAGAGCUCGUAAACUGGAAGGAAGAGUUGCCUCUGAUGAGGAUUUAAAGCUUGUUGAUUUGCUUCGCUAUUACCUGAGAGACACAGAAGCCGCUAAAGACCUUCUCUAUCGCCGUGCAAAGUGCUUGUCUGAGUUUGAGGCUGCAAACAAGGCCUUGGAUAAAGCAAGGGUCAAGAACAAGGAAGUUGCUGCAGCUGAGAGUGCUCAACAACAUGCUAGUGAAAAAUUUGAACAAAUGUCAGAAGUAGCACGCCAAGAACUAACAGACUUCAAAACAAGAAGAGUCCAACAUUUUAGAAAGAAUCUGACUGAACUAGCAGAGUUAGAAUUAAAGCAUGCAAAAGCACAUAGUCAACUGCUAAAGAACACACUGGCAGCACUAAAAGAAUUGUAGUUACACCAAAUAUUGUAAUCAUUAUGAAAUACAAACCAUUAUGUUAACAUUAAACGGAAAUCUUGCUCUAAAAGUACCAGUAAAUAGCCUUUAAAACGUCUUCUAAGUUCAGUGUUUACAAUGAGCACAUAUCCUCUCUUAAUUUUUGGACUUCAAAAGCAUUAAUGCUGUUGCAAAAUAACUACCAACAAACAUUUUUGCUUCUACCAUCAAAAAUAACCAUGUCUCAAAAACAAGGUAUUUUUCACUUAUUGUAAUACAUAUACUGGACCGCAUUUUUUAUGAUUUUUUUUCUGCCAAACAUCUUACAAUGUUUUAGUAAGUUACUUGAUUUUCAAAAGAAUUUUCGUGGGUAUCCUGUGAUUGUGUACAUCUAGCGUACAUUUUAUGUAGUUUUGACAUUGCGACUCAUUUUAGUCUGUUAUAAGUUAAUAAUUUGUCAAUUGAUCACCUUAAAUGAAAAUAAAUGUAUAGUAAAAUAGGAAUGCAUAAUAAAGAUCUAUAAGUUUGGAUA
Messenger RNA from Exaiptasia diaphana, 1784 nucleotides. Its product is annotated as sorting nexin-6. The transcript has 13 exons. The record is from RefSeq and is a predicted model, not a curated record. Bases 62 to 1270 code for a protein of 402 amino acids. Gene Ontology annotation, molecular function: phosphatidylinositol binding. NCBI's taxonomy places the organism in Eukaryota, Metazoa, Cnidaria, Anthozoa, Actiniaria, Aiptasiidae.